AUGGCCAUGAACAGACCAGGUGCUUUUAAUGUUGAGGCUUUUGACCCAGGUCAAGGAGAUGAUCCAUUGGCUGUAGCCAACGAUCAACCUCAAAAUCAUCAAGAAAAUGCUGAGGAAGUUGAUGAACUGAUGGAUGCUUUUGGUGAUGGUAAUGCUGAAAGACCAGGUGGUGGAGUGGUUGGAGGUAUUCGUGGUGGGAUUGGUGCAAGACGUGGUGGUGGAUUGAAUCGUGCUGCAGCUGGUGGUGGACCACGUCGUGUUAUACCUGGUGCAGCUGGACCAAAUCGUGCUGUAGCUGGUGUUCAAGGACGUAGAGCUGGUGAUGAACUUAACCAAGAACCAGUUGAUGGCGGUGUCAGGGACAGAGUCAGUUUUGUAAGUGGAGGUGUUGGUGGUGUAUGUACAGUUGUAGUUGGACAUCCUCUUAAUACUAUGAAAGUUAGAUUGCAAACAUCUCCAAUACCAAAACCUGGUGAAUCACCACUUUGCAAAGGAACAUGGGAUUGUGCAAAAAAAACUGUUGCAAAAGAAGGAUUUCGUAGUCUUUACGAAGGCAUGGGUGCUCCAUUGACUGGUGUUGCUCCAGUAUUUGCAAUAAGUUUUUUGAGUUAUGGACUUGGUAAAGAUUUACAAAAAAAUAAAAACCAAGAUGACGAAAUGACAUUGAUACAAUUAUUUAAUGCUGGUGCAUUCAGUGGUAUAUUUACAACAAGUAUAUUGGCACCUGGUGAAAGAAUCAAAUGUUUAUUACAAUCA
Molecule: messenger RNA, 756 nt
Organism: Aphidius gifuensis
Lineage: Eukaryota; Metazoa; Arthropoda; Insecta; Hymenoptera; Braconidae
Product: congested-like trachea protein
Exons: 4
Biological process (GO): carnitine transmembrane transport; mitochondrial transport
Cellular component (GO): mitochondrial envelope
Molecular function (GO): O-acyl-L-carnitine transmembrane transporter activity
Source: RefSeq, a predicted model, not a curated record